Exophiala viscosa is the source of this 879-nucleotide messenger RNA. RefSeq names its product 40S ribosomal protein S0. Gene Ontology annotation, biological process: ribosomal small subunit assembly; cytoplasmic translation. NCBI's taxonomy places the organism in Eukaryota, Fungi, Ascomycota, Eurotiomycetes, Chaetothyriales, Herpotrichiellaceae. Gene Ontology annotation, molecular function: structural constituent of ribosome. The record is from RefSeq and is a predicted model, not a curated record. Gene Ontology annotation, cellular component: 90S preribosome; ribosome; cytosolic small ribosomal subunit. The coding region runs from base 1 to 879 and encodes 292 amino acids. The transcript has 2 exons.
AUGGCGAGCCCUGCAAACCUUCCCCCGAUCUUCAGCCCGACAUCCCAGGACAUUGAGAUGCUCCUGGCGGCACAAUGUCAUUUGGGCUCCAAGAACUUGCAAGUUCACAUGGAACCAUACCUGUGGAAGACUCGCCCUGACGGUGUCAAUGUCAUCAACAUCUCCAAGACCUGGGAGAAAAUUGUCCUCGCAGCUCGCAUCAUUGCUGCAAUCGACAACCCGGCCGAUAUCUGUGUCGUCUCCGCCCGUCCCUACGGUCAACGUGCUGUCCUCAAAUUCGCUGCUCACACCGGCGCCGUCGCCAUUGCUGGCCGUUUCACCCCCGGUAACUUUACCAAUUACAUCACCAAAUCCUUCAAGGAACCUCGCCUGAUUAUCGUGACCGAUCCCCGCACCGACGCUCAAGCCAUCAAGGAGGCAUCCUAUGUCAACAUCCCUGUCAUCGCUCUCUGCGACACCGACUCUCCUACCGAGUUCGUCGAUGUUGCUAUUCCUACCAACAACAAGGGUCGUCACGCCAUUGGUCUGAUUUGGUAUCUGUUGGCUCGUGAGGUCCUCCGUCUCCGAGGCACCCUUGCCAACCGUGAGGUCGAGUGGGAUGUUGUGGUCGAUCUUUACUUCUACCGUGAUCCUGAAGCCGAGGAACAAAAGGAGGAGGAGAAGUUGCCAGGCGCCGAGGAAGCUGGUCCGGCUGCGGUCGACCGUGGAUUCACAGACAAUGCGGACUGGCAAGGAGAGCCUGCUGCUGCUGCUGCUGCUGCUGCUGCUGCUCCCGGUAUCGAGGGUGCUCCUCAGGCCGAUGCCACCUGGAACGACCCUGGCACUGGUGGCGGUGACUGGGCCCAAGAGGCUGCUACCACUGGCGCUAGCGGUUGGUAA